Messenger RNA from Saccharomyces mikatae IFO 1815, 3459 nucleotides. It is a transcript of the gene MTC5, whose product is annotated as Mtc5p. Gene Ontology annotation, molecular function: protein binding. Bases 1 to 3459 code for a protein of 1152 amino acids. NCBI's taxonomy places the organism in Eukaryota, Fungi, Ascomycota, Saccharomycetes, Saccharomycetales, Saccharomycetaceae. The transcript has a single exon. The record is from RefSeq and is a predicted model, not a curated record.
AUGCACAGUAGUAUUAAUGACGGUCCGUUUAAUUCGCCAACUUUUGGAAAAUCGCUAUCCUUAAAAGUAGAUGGAGGGUUCAAUGCUGUAUCCAUUAAUCCCUCUGGUAGGGAUGUUGUUUUGGCCAGUCGGCAAGGUCUUUACAUUAUCGAUCUGGAUGAUCCAUUUACGCCUCCAAGGUGGUUACAUCAUAUCACACCGUGGCAAGUUGCCGAUGUACAAUGGUCGCCGCAUCCUGCAAAACCAUACUGGAUAGUCUCAACAUCAAACCAAAAGGCGAUUAUAUGGAAUUUAGCAAAAUCUUCAGCUAAUGCCAUUGAAUUUGUGCUUCAUGGUCAUUCAAGGGCAAUCACAGAUAUAAACUUUAAUCCACAACAUCCUGAUGUUUUAGCUACGUGUUCGGUUGACACGUACGUACAUGCUUGGGAUAUGAGAAGUCCACAUAGACCAUUUUAUUCUACAAGUUCAUGGAGAUCUGCUGCUUCUCAAGUGAAAUGGAAUUACAAGGACCCAAACGUGCUAGCGUCCUCACAUGGAAAUGACAUAUUUGUAUGGGAUUUAAGAAAAGGCUCUACUCCACUUUGCUCUUUGAAAGGCCAUGUAAGUUCAGUAAAUAGUAUAGACUUCAACCGGUUCAAAUCGACUGAAAUCAUGUCUAGUUCGAACGAUGGAACGGUGAAGUUCUGGGAUUAUUCAACAAGUACGACAGAGUCAAAAAGGACCGUUACAACCAAUUUUCCAAUUUGGAGAGGGCGUUACCUUCCUUUUGGUGAGGGAUAUUGUAUUAUGCCAAUGGUUGGAGGUAACAAUGCUGUUUAUUUAGUUAAUCUAUGCGACGACGAUGAUAAUGAAGAAAAUAAGAAGACAAAACUUCAGCCAAUAUAUGCAUUCAAAGGACAUAGUGACCGAGUAAUUGAUUUUCUUUGGAGAUCAAGACAUACGUACAAUGGAGAUUACGAUGACCGUGAAUUCCAGUUGGUUACUUGGUCUAAAGAUUGUGAUUUGAAACUAUGGCCACUGUCUGAUAAUAUAUAUGAGAAAGUAAAUUUUGACAGACAUAAAAGACUCGAAGAGAAAUUUCCAGAUUAUGAUUAUUGUUCGUACAAUAAAGAACCUGAAAAUAGAGAAAAUGUCCAAAAAAAUCAAUUCAAGCGCAUACGAGAAAACUUUGUGACAUCAUCAGGCUUAAAAACAAGUAAGACCAACCAUAUCACAUGGCUCUCAGGUAUUAGAAUGAAUAGGGACAAUUCACAAGAGGAUUUAUUCAACGAUACCAAAAUCCAGAAUUUAGGGGAAGAAGUAAGUGCCAUUGGUCACAAAUUCCCGAAAGUCGUUUUUGAGAAGAUUUCCGUGUCCACACGAGAAUUGUGUCUGACACUUAAUGGUCCCUGGUCAGAAGCAAAUCUUGAAGAGUAUGUCUUCUUGCGUAUAAGUAUCAAUUUUCCGCCCAACUAUCCAAACAAAGGGAACCCUCCUAAAUUUGUAAUUGAGGAGAACGCAAAUCUAACCGUGAAAAAGAGGCAAGAAAUACUGUCCAAUUUAUCAACUAUUGGCCAAAAGUAUACGAACUCAAACCUUUACUGUUUGGAACCAUGUAUACGAUUUGUCUUAGGCGAGAAAGUUAGCUUGGAAGACAUUGAAGAAGGACAAGAGCCCUUACUAAAUUUCGAUAUUGCAGACCAUAUAGAUUUUGAGGAGUUAUCGUCUUUAGACAGUUCAUAUUCUGAUUCUCAAAAUCUGGAAAAUCUUUCUUCGCAAUCAGAUACAGAGUCAUAUAAAGAAGCACUGGUAUUCCCAGAUACGUCGAAUCCAGGUUUGAAUUUUGGGAGAAAUCUAGCUCUUGAUACGACACCUGUUCCAAAUGGAUGUGGAUCUUGUUGGACUGCAACGGGCCAACUUUUCUGCUUCUUUGCAAAUGACAAAAAACCUGAAAAAAAGCAAAAUGCAAUAAUUAAACUAUCUCAAAAGGAUACAGGAGUAGAGAAGCAUCCGUUUAAGGUUGAGCCCAAAGUUUUGUACGAUAAGGAAGUUGACAAUAAUGGUGUCACUACUGUUGAGGAAUCAGAGGCUCGCCCUAAGCGUUAUGUUGACACUUUAGGCGUAGGAGGUAGUGCUUAUGGUGAUUCCAGAACAUACUCUGACGACGAGUCGUCAUCCGAUGACUCUUUUGACAGUGUCGCAGAUGAUUGGGAUGAUAUACUAAGAAACGACAUAAUAGUAAGAACCAAAAUUCCAAUGCUAAAUGGUAAUUUCAGAGCUUUCAGCUCGGUACAUUCUGAAUCAGGAAAAACGGUAGAAUCUACUAAAAAAAAUAAAAACCUGGUAGUUUGCAAAGAUUUUAGCAGAUUGCUAAGUGAUCGUAAGGAAUUGGCGCUAGAAUACUUAUUCAUGGAUGUUACGCCUGAAGAGUUUGCUAGAAACAACGCCUUAGUUGCAGAGAAAUUCGAGCUUGACGAAAUUAGCCACUGUUGGCAAAUAUUAUCUGAUAUGUUAAUAGAUCAAACUGAUUGCGAUCCUUAUACGACCAUGUGGAACAAUCAUCCUAUGGGGAUAAAAUGGUUUAUAAAGGAAGCAAUUAUCUACUUUGAAAGGCAACAAAAUUUACAGAUGUUGGCUAUGCUAUGCUGUGUUAUAUUAAGUGCCCGAAAAAAAAAGAGCUCAGCUAAAAAUACAAACAGGUAUUUUGGGGAAGAGUUAGAGAAUAUGGAAGGGACUAUUGUAUUUAAUGAUAAUGAAAGUCAAAAUACAUCAUUUUGGAAAGGUUCAGAUGCUUUUUCGACUAGAUCCAGAAGUAGUACUGUAACACCUAAUUGCUCUGGUCCUCAUUUAAGAGGGACAAACAUCCACGGAGGAGACAAUUCUUCAAUAAGGUCUGACGAGUACCAUGCUAGAUUAAGGACGCACAACACUUUUAGUGGCGGUAGUAGAUUUGCAGAUCCUGGUCAGAAACAGAGCAAUCGUGCCUUUUCACCUAGUCCUUUUCAUAAUAGAAUGCCUGAUAUUAAGGUUGAGCUUUUACAUGACGACAUUAUGGAUGCCUAUGAACAGGAGGAUCUUUUGCAUUUGGAGGUGUCAGAUAUACCGAAGUUUCAAACCUAUAUUUACCAAUACUCUAAAUUACUUUUUAGAUGGGGGCUGCCUUUGGAAAGGGUCAAAAUUUUAAAAGUUAGUACUGAUUUUAAAAGCUCUUAUUACUCUCAAGAUGAUAUACCUAAUAGUGGAGAGAACAGUCCUUAUGGUGGUGUACUUACGCACUGGAUUGAAAAUGAGAAAUUUGGAGAAGAAAAAUUUAUUGCUCGAAAUUGUAAUUAUUGUGAUUUAAGAGUGACAAGGAGUAGUUUCAUAUGCGGCAAUUGCCAACAUGUUUUACACUCUGCGUGCGCCAGAAUUUGGUGGGAGAUUGGUGAUGAAUGUCCAUCUGGAUGUGGAUGCAAUUGCCCAGAUAUGUUCGAUGCCUGA